Molecule: messenger RNA, 1806 nt
Organism: Otolemur garnettii (small-eared galago)
Lineage: Eukaryota; Metazoa; Chordata; Mammalia; Primates; Galagidae
Gene: NIFK
Product: nucleolar protein interacting with the FHA domain of MKI67
Exons: 8
Coding region: 1-894 (297 amino acids)
Biological process (GO): maturation of LSU-rRNA from tricistronic rRNA transcript (SSU-rRNA, 5.8S rRNA, LSU-rRNA)
Cellular component (GO): nucleolus
Molecular function (GO): RNA binding
Source: RefSeq, a predicted model, not a curated record
AUGGCGCCGGCUCGUAAUCUAUCGCAAGGACCGCCGCCGCUGCCGCCGCGUCCACCCGGCCCUACACUACGGCCGUCGCUGGGGUCCUCCGAGGACCGCGGCGCGCUGACUGGCGGGCUGUCCGCCGCGGUGCCUGCGGCAGCGCCCGCAGGGUCCUUCGCCAGGCGCGCAAGCCAGCAACAAAAGCAAGAGAAGCUUAAGCGUGGAGUAAUCUAUGUGGGCCACCUACCUAGCACACUUGAUGAAACUCAGAUCCAAGCAUAUUUCUCCCAGUUUGGCACCAUUACAAGAUUAAGACUGUCCAGAAGUAAGAGGACUGGAAAUAGCAAAGGCUAUGCCUUUGUGGAAUUUGAGUCUGAUGAUGUUGCCAAGAUAGUUGCUGAAACAAUGAACAACUACCUUUUUGGUGAAAGACUUUUGCAGUGUCGUGUUGUGCCACCUGGAAAAGUACAUAAAGAACUUUUUAAGGGCUGCAAAAUGCCAUUUAAACAGCCAUCACAUCCGGCAGUGACACGGUAUAAUCAGAAACGGACAUUUACACAAAGACUACAGAUGGAGAAGCGAUUUAAAAAGAAGGAAAAGUUACUCAGGAAGAAAUUAGAGAAAAAAGGAAUUGAUUACAAUUUUCCUCCAUUGGUCUUACCUAAGAGAAAGAAACAACAGGUUUCCGGCACUCCUCAGACUCCUGAAAAGACUGUGGAUAGCCAGGGCCCCACACCAGUUUGUACACCAGCAUUUUUGGAGAAACGAAAAUCUGAAGUGGCUGCAAUGAAUGAUGAUGAAGAUAAUGAAAUAGUUUUCAAACAGCCCAAAUCCAGUGUAAAAGAAGAAAUACAAGAGACUCAAACACCUACAGGUUCACAGAAAAAAAGACGAAGAAAAAGCAAGCAGUGACUCUGAAUCUACUGUGCACAGCAUUUCUUCUGAAAGUGCAGUUUUUGUUUCAUGGGCUGAUUCUAUACUAGGUACAGUGAAAUGCAACCCUUGGCAAGGUUGAUUUUCUUGUUUGUUUGUUUUGUUUUGUUUUUUUGAGACAGAGCCUCACUCUGCUGCACAGGCUAGAAUGUUGUGGUGUCAGUUCACUCAAAGUCCUGGGUUCGAGGGAUCUUCCCGCCUCAUUGCCCAGCUAAAUAUUUCUGCUUUUUCUUGUUUGUAGAGCUGGGGUCUCACUGUUGCUCAGGCUGGUCUCAAACUCCUAAAGUCAAAUGAUCUUCCUGCCUCUGCCUCCCAGAGUGCAGGGAUUAUAGGUAUGACCCACCAUGCCCAGCCCCUUGACAGUAUUUUUGUAGGAAAAACAUACUAUUUGGUCAAGUCAGUAAGCAAAGCAACUUGUAUUAUUUUGGCUUGUCUGUCCUUUCUGAAAUACAGGGGUGCAUACCAGCUUGCAGCGGUUGGGCUCACGUUCCCUCUUUUUCCUGGUCUCUUCUAGUUUCCAUUUUAGAUUCCACAGCUUUCCCUAAUUACUUUGCUGGAUAGAAGGCUCACCGUUAACUGCAGGUUUAAUGGCUAAACUGCAGCUGUUUUUCACCACCAGGUAAAAACCAUUAUCGUACUUUUCACCCAGGAGGAUACUUUAGACAUUUAACAUUGGAUGAUUGAAACUUCUGGAGGUUAAAUGUUAUGAGAAGUAAAAAGGAAUUUUCAAUUGUUACUGCUGAUUCAUUUAUAUAAUAGUUCAAGUGUUAAUGAAGAUUCAAAAAUGACUGAUAUUUACCAUAAUGGUGGGUUGGCAUUAUAUAUCAGUAUCAUGUGGGAAAUUCCAAGAUUCAAAGAGUGAUCAGCAAAUAAACUUUUUCUUAUAAUUUA